GGCUACGAAACCCUCACCCGUCCAGAUGAGGAUACCUGAGUGGCUGAGUCAUCCACCGGCUCCUCCGCCUUGUUGGACUCCUCUCCCUUUCCAGGUCACGUUUAAGCCAAAGUCGCCGCCGCCGCCGCCGCCGCCGCCCCCUAAACCCUGUGCGCCCCCCGAGUCCGCUGACGAGCGAGCCCCGGAGCUCACCCCGACGACCAUGGCCUCUUCCAUCCUCUCCUCCUCCGCUAAACCCUGCUACUCCGCCACAAAAACCCCCACCCCCAUCGCCAACCGCUUGCCACCCCCACCCCCAUCCCCAACCACAACCCUCCCCUCCCGCGCCGCCGCGUCCCGCUUCGCCCAUGGCCUCUACGCCGCCGCCGUCAGAGCGAGCCCCGGCGCGCGCCGCCUCCGCGCGCUGGCCCGCCCCGUCCGGGCGUCUCAGCAGCACCACCAGCAGCAGCCGCGGCGGCGGCCCGAGUACGUCCCCAACCGCAUCGACGACCCCAACUACGUCCGCAUCUUCGACACCACGCUCCGCGACGGCGAGCAGUCCCCCGGCGCCACCAUGACCAGCGCCGAGAAGCUCGUCGUGGCCCGCCAGCUCGCCCGCCUCGGCGUCGACAUCAUCGAGGCCGGCUUCCCGGCCUCCUCCCCCGACGACCUCGACGCCGUGCGCUCCAUCGCCAUCGAGGUCGGGAACGCGCCCGUCGGGGAGGACGGCCACGUGCCCGUCAUCUGCGGCCUCUCGCGCUGCAAUAAGAAGGACAUCGACGCCGCGUGGGAGGCCGUCAGGCACGCGCGCCGGCCGAGGAUACACACCUUCAUCGCCACCAGCGAGAUCCACAUGCAGCACAAGCUCAGGAAGACGCCCGAGCAGGUGGUGGCCAUUGCCAGGGAGAUGGUGGCGUACGCCCGCAGCCUGGGAUGCUCUGAUGUCGAAUUCAGCCCUGAGGAUGCUGGAAGGUCAAAUAGAGAGUUUCUGUAUCAUAUAUUAGGGGAGGUCAUAAAAGCUGGAGCUACAACUCUGAAUAUCCCGGACACUGUUGGAUACAACCUUCCAUAUGAAUUUGGGAACUUAAUUGCUGACAUAAAGGCAAACACUCCUGGAAUUGAAAAUGCUAUCAUUUCCACCCAUUGCCAGAAUGACCUUGGUCUUGCAACCGCCAACACAUUAGCGGGUGCUCGUGCAGGAGCACGUCAGUUAGAGGUGACUAUUAAUGGUAUUGGUGAAAGAGCCGGAAAUGCUUCUUUGGAGGAGGUUGUCAUGGCAAUUAAAUGUCGUCCGGAACUCUUAGAUGGUCUAUAUACUGGAAUCAAUUCCCAACAUAUUACUUUGACAAGCAAAAUGGUACAAGAGCACAGUGGACUUCACGUACAACCACACAAAGCUAUUGUUGGUGCCAAUGCCUUUGCUCAUGAAAGUGGAAUUCAUCAGGAUGGGAUGCUUAAAUAUAAAGGAACUUAUGAAAUAAUAUCACCUGACGAUAUUGGUUUAACACGUGCAAAUGAAUUUGGUAUUGUUCUGGGGAAACUCAGUGGAAGGCAUGCUGUGAGAUCUAAGCUAGUGGAGCUUGGAUAUGAAAUCAGUGAUAAGGAAUUCGAGGACUUCUUUAAACGCUACAAAGAGGUUGCAGAGAAGAAAAAGCGUGUAACUGAUGAGGACAUAGAAGCAUUAUUGUCAGAUGAGAUAUUCCAGCCUAAAGUUAUUUGGUCCCUUGCUGAUGUACAGGCAACAUGUGGAACACUUGGUUUGUCUACAGCAACUGUGAAACUGAUAGGACCAGAUGGCGAGGAGAAAAUAGCAUGUUCUGUUGGAACAGGUCCGGUCGAUGCAGCUUAUAAAGCUGUUGACCAAAUUAUCCAGAUUCCAACUGUUCUCCGAGAAUAUGGUAUGACCUCAGUCACAGAAGGCAUUGACGCAAUCGCAACAACUCGAGUGGUUGUCACUGGAGACGUGAGCAACAACUCCAAGCAUGCCUUGACUGGUCACUCUUUCAAUCGCUCCUUCAGUGGGAGUGGGGCAUCAAUGGACGUUGUUGUGUCCAGCGUCAGAGCUUACCUGAGUGCCCUGAACAAGAUGUGCAGUUUUGCUGGCGCGGUAAAAGCUACAGCAGUAUCUGAGAGCACACGUGUUCAAAGCAAAGAGUGAGACCAUCGUCAUCUGAUCCUCAUAUGGGCUGAGCAAUGUAAGAGCUCUUGAACAACUGUUCAGAGCGACAUUCCGUUUCAGUAAUAGGCUGGUUAAUAUUGGGGUUCCCCCUUGGUCAGUGUGAAGAUCGUGCGCUCUUUCUGGAGGAUGUCCGCUUAGAACAGGCAUGAAGUUUUUGGCCUGUGCAGUGUACAACUUGUAUGUUAUAGACCAUACUUUCAAUAAGGAAAUAAUAAGUGUAGGGUCUGUGAAGCCACCCAUUGAAUGAUUUCACAACCCCAAAUCUGUCCUCUUUUCUGGUGAUUGGGAAUAAAUGGACCGGCGGAUUACCCUUUUUUUC
Panicum virgatum (switchgrass) is the source of this 2477-nucleotide messenger RNA. RefSeq names its product 2-isopropylmalate synthase A-like. The coding region runs from base 26 to 2137 and encodes 703 amino acids. Gene Ontology annotation, biological process: L-leucine biosynthetic process. Gene Ontology annotation, molecular function: 2-isopropylmalate synthase activity. The record is from RefSeq and is a predicted model, not a curated record. The transcript is spliced from 12 exons. NCBI's taxonomy places the organism in Eukaryota, Viridiplantae, Streptophyta, Magnoliopsida, Poales, Poaceae. Gene Ontology annotation, cellular component: chloroplast.